AUUAGUCAUGUAAAAACCUUACUCUGCUUAUUUUAAUCGGCGAAAGUUAAAAUGGAAGUAAGCAUACGCUGAUUAAACACCUGGUUUUCUAAGCAAUCUUUCAAAUUAUUAAGACAUGUUUGGGGAAGCCUGAUUUACCGUGGAGCAAUUACAAGUUGCGAAAACCCUAUAUUAAAAAUAAGCAGAUAACAGCAUGCCAAAAGUGCGGUCGCUGUCCGAGGCGAAAUUACGCGCAUACAAGGCUGUUUUUGGUUUCACUUCCUCAAAGAACCAGUACUGUGAUCAGUGUUUUUUUCUCCUGACAUUGUUUGAGACAAGACUAGAUUCAUAUUUUAAGAGUCCUGGAGAAACGUUUUGUUAUUAUCUUCUCGUACGCUAUUUAAUGGUUUAAUUAAUAAACAAGACUGGAGUUUGUUUUUGGGAGAGCUCUGGUUCCCGAGUUUUUCCGCGGCGGACUAGGACAGGGCGGCUAAGAACAAUGUUAUCAAAGGUUCUGACGUAAAUACAGGCAGCUGAAGCCAUGUAUAUUAUGGACUCCAAUGCCGAGGAAGCCGGUGCUGGACUAACGGGCCAUGUGUCCACUGUCCAAAUGCUCACCUUGCACCGUGAGCUACUGGUUUCCCAGGUGAAGAGCACGCAGUGCAUUAUGGAUAACCUCCUACAAAGUGGUUUUCUGUGUAUCGAGGAUGCAGAAAUGAUCCAGCGCGCAGCCACCAAGACUGACCAGGUGCGUAAAAUCCUGGAAUUGGUCCAAAGCAAAGGGGAGCAGGCAUGUGAAUACUUCCUAUAUAUUCUCUACAAAGUUUAUGAUGCAUACAUAGACCUCCAACCAUGGCUUAAAGAGAUCAACUACCAGCCACCAGACUUUAUACGGGACAUACCAGUGAAGAACACAGACCCUAUUAGUAGGUACUGUGAGAAGCUGAGGCACGAGCUGGGCCGAGACACACGCUUCAUUGCCUCCUACGCCCAGCGAGAGGAAACCCUGCUGGAGGAGCUCUAUACAGACACCCUGAUGGAGCUCCUGAAUGACCGCAAUGAGAGCCUGGGCCACCUGGAGGGUCUGGAGCAGCUCCUGGGAGAGCAGGGUGUCUUUAACUCACAGGCAGAGACGGUGCUCAUCACAGGGGACGCUGGGGUGGGCAAGUCCAUCCUCCUUCAGAAGCUCCAGAGGCUGUGGUCCAAGAGGGAGCUGGAACAGGCAGACGCCAUGUUCUUCUUCAAGUUCCGCUGUAGGAUGUUCAGCACAUUCAAGGAGACAGACGAGAUCUCACUGAGGGACCUGCUUUUCAAAUACAACUGCUACCCCGACCAGGAUGCGGAUAAUGAGGUGUUCAGCUACAUCCUCCGCUUCCCUGAAAAGGUUCUCUUUACAUUUGAUGGCUAUGAUGAGAUCCAGGCUGAUCUGGACCUGGUGAAUGAGCCUGAGGUGGUUUCUCCAGAGGAGAGGACUCACCCCCUUCUGGUGCUCAUGAACCUGCUCUGUGGGAAGCUGCUCAAUGGUUCCCGGAAGGUCCUGACGGCUCGGACAGGCACCGAGGUCCAGAGCAGGGUGAUCCGGAAGAGGGUGGCGCUGCGUGGGUUCUCUCCGGCCCACCUUCAGACCUACACCAACCUGCACUUCAAGGAGCAGGAGCACCGGGACCUGGUCUCAGUCCAGCUGGAUGCCAGCCCCCACCUCUGUGGCCUCUGCUCCAUCCCCCUCUUCUGCUGGAUCGUCUUCAAGAGCUUUAAACACCUGCGCUCAGUCUAUGACGACUUUGAGUUGCCAGAGGCUUGCGUGACCCUCACUAAUAUAUUCCUCCUGCUGUCUGAAGUCUUCUUCAGCCGGAGGGCCACUCCCCCACCUGUCCUCCUGAAGAGAAACACCAGGUGCCCCGCUGAUACCUUCAGGGCAGGGCUGAGGCCGCUGACAGCCUUCUCCAAGCUGGCUCUGCUGGGCAUGGAGAGAGGAGGCUUUGUGUUCGACCAGGAGGAGGUGGCCUCCUGUGGCCUGACUGAGGAGGACCUUCAGGUGGGUUUCCUCCGACCGGUCAGCCACUACGAUGCCUGUGAAAACCCUUCCACCUUUGAGUUCCUUCACCUCACCCUGCAGUCCUUCUUGGCUGCAUUCUCCCUGGUUCUGGACGAACAGGCCAGCGUAGGAAACAUCCUCAAGUUCUUCACUGAGUGCAGCAGGAGGGUCAACACUUCUUGUUUAUCGUGUGUCGUCCACUGCAUCGGUGGCUCCUCCAAACCCAGGGGAAAGGACCCGUUCAAGACCAACGAGCAUCUCCAAUAUGCCAACCUUUUCCUGUGUGGACUGCUGUCUAAGACCAACGCCGGCUUGCUGGAGCACAUGGUUCCUGCAGCGCUACUGAAGAGAAAGCGGGCGGUCCUCAAGUCCUACCUGUCCACCAGCGUGAGGUCCCACCUUCGCGGUUUGCCACUCUACAGCACAGAGCAGGAGGGCAGCAAGGUGCAUGUCCUGCCCAACUUCCUGUGGAUGCUGCGCUGCAUCUUCGAGACAGGAAGUAAAGAGGUGGCCCAGCUGACUGCGAAGGGCAUCACAGCUGACUACAUCAAGCUGGGCUACUGUAAUGUGUUCUCUGGCGACUGCAGUGCCAUCAACUUUGUGCUGCAGCACCGGCGGAAGAGGCUAGGGGUGGACAUGGACAACAACAACAUCAGUGACUAUGGGGUCAAGCAGCUCAGGCCUUCAUUCAGUAAGAUGACCGUGGUGAGAUUGUGUGUCAAUCAGAUCUCAGACAGCAGCAUUGAGGUACUGGCUGAGGAGCUUAUCAAACACAGAGUGGUGGAGGUUCUGGGGCUUGGCAGCAACAAGUUCACAAGUGUGGGUGGCAGGUAUCUGGCCAGUGCCAUUCAGAAGAGCACAUCUAUCUUUGACGUGGGAAUGUGGGGGAACAGCAUUGGUGAUGAAGGAGCAAGAGCAUUCGCAGAGGCCCUGAGGAAUCACCCAAGUCUUACCAACCUCAGCCUCUCAGCCAAUGGCAUCACUUCAGAAGGUGGGAGGAGCUUGGCCGAAGCACUGAAAUGCAACACAAUGCUCAGAAUCUUCUGGUUGGUGCAAAAUGAGUUGUCAGAUGAUGUAGCACCAGACAUGGCCGAACUGAUCAGAUCCAACACGGGUCUAUCUCACCUCUGGUUAAUCAAUAAUCAGCUGACAGUGGGUGGAAUCAGACAGCUGUCAGAGGCUCUCUCCCACAACACAUCACUCAAAGAGAUCAGUUUGAAAGGAAACUGUCUUUCUGAAGAGGAAGAGAAGCUGUUUGAGGCUGAGGGAAGGCUACGCUUCCACUGAGGAGACAGAACUGAGCUGGAGAGUGUGUAGAUUGGUCUCGUCUGUUACCGAAACGUAGAAGUUCUUUGUGUAUUUUCUUGCAUACUACAUUUGGUAAAUAUUUGAACAUACUGCAUUAGCUAGGUUAUUCUGGCAUAUGGGUAAAAGUCUUGACCCAUAAAAACACUUCCCUCAGUCAUAUUUGUCCAUAAUGAAUCUCUUUGUAUUUAGGGAUUUGAAACCGGAGGUGCCGUUCUCAGAGAGGAAGUCUUUAAUGUAACUUUUUUACUAGCUCGACUUUAGUUUGAAACAAAUCAACUUAUACAGUGAGGGCAAACUGUCCCUUGUUUAAGCACUUUCAGUUAACCACGGAACAUCUUAUCAUUAUGCAAAGCAAAUCCAUUGUUUUAAUCCAGCUUCUACCCCCAAGCCAUAAGACUGCUGAACAAUUAAUCAAAUGGUCACUGGACUAUUACAUUGACACCCCCCCCCCCACCAUUUGUUUUGUACACUGCUGCUACUCGCUGUUUAUUAUCUAUGCAUAGUCACUUCACCCCUACCUAUGUGUACAAAUAACUCUAACCUGUACCCCCGCACACUGACUCGGUACCGGUACCCCCUGUAUAUAGCCUCGUUAUUGUGUUACUUUUUAUCAUUUUUAACUUUAGUUUAUUUGGUAAAUAUUUUCUUAACUCUUCUUGAACUGCACUGUUGGUUAAGGGCUUGUAAGUAAGAAUUUCAUGGUAAGGUCUACACUUGUUGUAUUCGGCACAUGUGACAAAUAAAGUUUGAUUUGAUUUGAAGCUGCUUUUGCUGACCAAAGGAAAUACUUUACUGGUGCUGAAUUACAGUAUUGAAUUUCUCCUGCACCACAACAACAGAGCACUGUGUAAAUAAACUGAAUAAACUGAGCACUGUGUAAAUAAACUGAA
This is a messenger RNA of Salmo salar (Atlantic salmon), 4212 nucleotides long. Its product is annotated as nucleotide-binding oligomerization domain-containing protein 1. Gene Ontology annotation, molecular function: protein binding. NCBI's taxonomy places the organism in Eukaryota, Metazoa, Chordata, Actinopteri, Salmoniformes, Salmonidae. Gene Ontology annotation, biological process: regulation of apoptotic process. The record is from RefSeq and is a predicted model, not a curated record. Gene Ontology annotation, cellular component: cytoplasm.